Messenger RNA from Spodoptera litura, 4513 nucleotides. RefSeq names its product Mod(mdg4)-heS00531 (gene Mod(mdg4)). Gene Ontology annotation, cellular component: nucleus. NCBI's taxonomy places the organism in Eukaryota, Metazoa, Arthropoda, Insecta, Lepidoptera, Noctuidae. Gene Ontology annotation, molecular function: DNA binding; protein binding. Gene Ontology annotation, biological process: regulation of transcription by RNA polymerase II. The record is from RefSeq and is a predicted model, not a curated record.
GCGUUUGCGUCAUCAUAUCGUGAACAGCGCUCAAACGGGGAGGACGUGGGAUGAUUGAGUGUGGAGAGCAUCAUUAGAAACAUUUUUUUUAUUUUUUUUCAAAUGUUUCUAAUAUCGGAAUUAUAAAGUACAAAGUUUAGGAUAGGUUCCACUCGGAAUCGCCGCCAUCAUGGCGUCGGACGAACAAUUUUCACUAUGCUGGAACAAUUUCCACGCAAACAUGUCAGCAGGCUUUCACGGCCUGCUGUCGCGUGGAGAUCUCGUAGAUGUUACAUUGGCUGCCGAAGGCAGGUUACUGCAGGCACACAAAUUAGUUUUAUCAGUAUGUUCUCCUUAUUUCCAAGAGAUGUUCAAAAUGAACCCAACUCAACAUCCCAUAGUAUUUUUAAAAGAUGUUAGUCAUUCAGCGUUAAGAGACUUAUUACAGUUUAUGUACCAAGGUGAAGUUAAUGUUAAGCAAGAAGAAUUAGCCUCUUUUAUUAGUACCGCGGAACAGCUUCAGGUUAAAGGUCUGACCGGAAAUCAGAAUGAAGAAAGUUCCACGCCAUCCAAACCAAAGCCGACCUCUAGGCCAGGCCCGAGGUCGUCACAACAAAGGCAAUCUGUUAUGACUAAGUUAGAGACUGAUUUAGAUUCUAAGCCCUCCACCACUCCAGUAGCGGUUAAGCGACCAAAUAGGCCAUCAAUAGCAUCAAAUAAUUCGUCAUCUUCACAAAGUGGACCUGCGAAACGAAAAUGCGUGGACCCAUUAGAAGCUGGACCAUCAGGAUCUGCAAAGGAAGAAUUUGUAACGAUACCAGAUGAAGAUGAAAACAACGCUGUGGCACCGAAAAUGGAACCUGAAUUUGUGAACGAAAGCAUGUGGGACGAUGACGAUGAUGGCGCGAAUAACGAAGAAACAAAUUUCGGCGAAGAUGACUCUAAUAUGGAAAUGACUGCUUUUGAUGGCUCAACGACAGGCGACGGCAAUAUUACUGGAGGUGGUGAAGGUGGAGCUGUAGGCGAUGCACAAGAUGAGCCUGAACAGUUCCCAGAAUGGACAUCAAUAUACUUUGUCAAGAUAUCCGACAAUGAAAUGAAAUGUAAUCUUUGUGAUAUCAAUCUUAAAGUCGAUGAGAAGUCUAUGGAGUUAUUGGAACAUCUGAAAAUUGAUCAUAAGGACAUUUAUGAUCUUCACAAGGACAACCCGGAGGCUACUGUAGGUUUCCGAAUCGAAUUCCUGCAUUUGAAUAUGUUAAAAGAUGAUGGAGACCCUAAGAAUGAACCAGUAAUACUUGGCGAAGUAUGUGAAACUACUACAGAGACAAUUGAACAGAAAGAUGUAGAAAUGUCAACAAAAACUGAUGAUACUACUUUGCCUUUUGUGUUACUUGACCGUAAAAAGAAACCGAAACGUGAGAGUACAGGGCCACGCAAGCGCAGCUGGGUGUGGAAGUACUUUGAUAAGCUGAGCAACAUUAUCUACCGUUGCAAAUUGUGCAAUGUAGUGCUCUCAAUCAAGGGUUGCAAUUCCAACAAUAUGAAUAGACAUGUCCGCUCCAGACAUCCUACGGUCUUCAAGAGUGAGGUAACAAAGAGACAGAAAGGAGAUACUAUUUUAGUAGACAGCGGUUAUGUGCUGACUAGCGAAACAAACACACCAUAUGCUAUUAAAACAGAAGAAAUAUAUGCCAGCGAUCGAGACUUUGAAGAAAUUAUUACUACAGAGAGCCCAACACAGAAGAUGCGUCGCAGCUGGAUCUGGUCAUAUUUCGAUCGCGUAUCGAGUACACAGGCACGCUGCAAGCUCUGCGACCGACACAUCUGUCAUGGCGGCAACGCUACCGGCAACAUGAACCGCCAUCUCAAGAUGAUACAUCACAAGACUGCCUGUGAUAUGCCUUGUGACCAGAGCUGGGUGUGGAAGGUGUUCGAAGCGAUAGACAACGACUUUUACAGCUGCAAAAUAUGCCAGUACAAGUGUCUGAAGUGUAGUGAUAUAGACAAGAGUAUGGCUGGUAUACUCAACCAUCUAAAGUUAGAACAUGGUGUAGUUUCUGGUGACCAGAUCAUCACCGGAGCAGACGUAGAAACUGAAGAGACUUGCUGAGAUACCCUUCCAGCCCAGUUAAACUACAUACUUAUUAAAAACAUUAUGUGAUUUGGUUGAAGUAGUUGCUGGAUAUUUAACUGGGUUAUUUCUAUAAGUGACUGUGUGAUUUAAGGUUCUUGUUUCAAGUUACAAGUAUUUGGUGUUGACAUCGCGUUUCCCGAAAGGACAGCAGUUGUAGAUAAACUAUUAGGCACAGACUUUGAUUCAGAAAUUAAGCUUAAUAGUUAAUAGGGAUACUGUGUCUAAAGUUCACGGUUUCUUACGAAACAUGAUGUGUAAAUUUUGUACAGUGUCACGUAAUUUAGCUAAUUUUAAUAAUGAUAGCUUCCAUGUUCUUGUUUUAGAUAUUGUAAAACAUAUGCUGUAACCAUUUGAACGCCACAUUUAUGUCGUUGUAAUCCAAAAUGUGCUCAUGUGAGCGUGAUAAACUUUUUGUCGUAAAUAAUAUCGUAAAACGUAAUCGUUUGAUUAUCGUCUUUUGUUAACUCGUUCAUUGUUUCUUGUAUUAAAGUGAACCGCAUUCUUUUGAUCAUUCUUACAUUCAUAGAUUAAUUUCCAAUUUCAUAUGAAUUCUAUGAAUAGCCCUCCAUGCUAGAUUUUCCUUUUUCACAUGGCAGUCAUAAGGUUUAUAUUAUGUGUGAAUCAAACUUUUUAACACCAAUUGGUUAGUAAUUCAUUCUAUAUGCUGAUAAGGCUGUUUUUUAUUUGAAUCGAUCAUUUAAAAUAUUAUUCAAAUAAUGUGAAAGCUAAGCUGAUAUAGAUAAAACGUCCUACGCCUCUAGCGCCAUCUCGUGAGCGCAAAAUCAAAAACUCUCAUUUAAAAGCUCGAAGCUGUUAUUAAGAUUAUAUUUUUGGCCUUUCUCUAGGUUAUAUUACCUUAAGUAUACCUUUCUCCUUCGGGAAUCAAAAGGCGUGAUGUUAUGUGCGUAGAUGCAGCAUUUAUUUAGGUUUUAUUGGAGUAUAUUUUAUGCGGGGUUAUUUUAUUUCUAAAAAAUGUAGGGUUGGACCCUACUACAUGGAAUGUUAGUUUUAUGGGGCUUUGUGGUGUAUUAUAUUAAUAAAAUAAGCCUAUGAUAAUAACUCCAGUAAAAUCUCUCAAUGUAAUGUGUUUAAACAUAAGUUGGUUUUAGUAUAUUUAGGUUUAAACAUACCUUCUAUAUUUUUAUAUCUAGUAAAAUAUAGUUUUAUUUUUAAUCUAGCAUAUUAUGUAACUAUAGUUGUUUAUAUAUAAUUAGCAUUCAUUUUCCUUUGGUUUUCAGUGUGUACAAAGUUUUAAAAUAAUUUAUAGGUAAUAUGGUAAAAUAUUAUCAUUGUUUUAAAAAUCAUAAGUUUAUAUUUUAUUAUGCAUCUUUAACUACUGGGUGUGUCAAUUUUAGCACAUUAUAUUUAUACAUAGAUACGUGAUUCCAUAUGUUACUCAAAAUUCGAUGGUGUCUCUCCACCUUUUAAAGUUUAUAUGAAAUUGUGAUCAUACCUACUUUAAAAUCUAUAUAACUCAAACAUGUAAAUUCAAUAUGUCAUACAUUUAAUCACAUGGUAGUUAUAGUAAAAUACAGUAUCUGGUUUUAAAAUUAUAUAAAUAAAAUAUCAUCACCGUUUGAAAUGCUAGUUUCUGCAACUACUAGGUGGCACUUCUAUAGAAUUAUGUCCUAUCGGUUUAAUCAAAAGAAAAUGUGGUUGUAAUGCCCCUAGUAGGUAAAUUGAACCUUAAUAGUGGUCUUUCUCUAUACAACAGUGUAAAUGAUAAUAUAAUCUAAUACUUUUUACUAUAAAAUCACAAUAUUUGUAACUUUAUCAAAUGCACCACGAAUUAUAUGUAGCAUUUUUAGUGCUGUCAUUGUAUAGGACAGUCCAAUCAAUAUUUUAAAAGUAUUUUUAUAAUAUUCUGCAAAAUUCGUAAAGUAUGUGGCUAAAAUACCUGUAGCAUCUUGUUAUAUCAAAAUCAUUUUUUUACUUGAAUAUGUGUGUAGAACUGUUUGAUAAUGCUAAUUAUUUUCAUACUUGUAACAAUUGUUUACAGUUCUAUCAUAUUGGUAUUGGUACUUGAGAAAUAAGAGACAUGGUUUUCAACCUCCUUACAGAAUUAAAAAAAAAAAUCAAUUUAUAUUAUCUGUGCAUAAAAUUGCCGCGGUUUUUAUCAUAAAUUCUCCUGUAUUCUAAUACAUUAUAUAGUAAAAUAAAUUGUAAGGAAAGUAGUCCUUUUGAUUUAAAAAGUAAUAGUAUUUUGUCCUCUGUGUAAAAUAAUGCAAAACUAGUUUUAUUUUUAUAUCAAUAAGGUAGGUUUUUGGGAACCUAGUAUUAAUUUAGUUUUUUUUUGUUAACGGCUAUUGGUAGCACAGGUUUUUUCUCUAGGUUAUGUAUUAAAUAAAAUAUAGUUUGUGUACAUAUUUUAAAGCUUAAAAAUAAACAUGGGCAAAAUAC